Jaculus jaculus (lesser Egyptian jerboa) is the source of this 5533-nucleotide messenger RNA. It is a transcript of the gene Cep152, whose product is annotated as centrosomal protein 152. NCBI's taxonomy places the organism in Eukaryota, Metazoa, Chordata, Mammalia, Rodentia, Dipodidae. Gene Ontology annotation, biological process: centriole replication. Bases 107 to 5272 code for a protein of 1721 amino acids. Gene Ontology annotation, cellular component: centrosome. The record is from RefSeq and is a predicted model, not a curated record. The transcript has 27 exons.
GAAGCAGCUUGCGGAUUGGUUAGAGUGCAGGGUUUUUGCUGCAAGUAGCGCAAUGCUGGGCUGUAGAGCUGCCGGCUCGUGACAGCUUCAGUGGCCUCGGAGGACCAUGUCACUAGAUUUUGGCAGUGUGGCACUACAGACACAAAAUGAAGACGAAGACUAUGACGAGGAGGACUACAGAAGGGAGAAAGAGUUGCAGCAGUUGCUCACAGACCUCCCUCACGACAUGCUGGACGAUGACCUAUCUUCCCCCGAGCUCCACGGUUCUGUCUGCAGUGAGGAUGGCACAGAAGAACCCCAUCCUUCUGAGCAGUUGGAGAGGAACUGGAAUGAGCAUCAAGUGCUGCCCAAAUCUCAAAGUGUUCAUGACUAUAAUGAAACUCAGGGUUUAUAUGGUGGAGAGAAAUGUGACAAUGGUUGGGAAGAAAACAGAAGUAACAUAGCAGACAAGCAUCCUGGGUACCAUCAGGAAGAAGGCAGGGAUGAAGGUGGAAGUGGUUAUAGUCCUCCAAGUAAACAUGAACUGACGGAUUUGUACCACAUUCCUGAAAACUUCAGGCCAUACACCAACGGUCACAAGCAGGACUUUCAUAAACAGCCAUCCAAUGUAAUCAAAGUUUUAGAUCCUGAAAGGAAACAUUUUCAGCAAUUUGGUGCAUCACAAGUUUCUAGCUGUCAAGCUUUGGGGUCAUAUAAAGUGACAUAUAAGCCUCAUCAAUCUAUUCAGAGUAACAACCCAUCAGUCCAAGAUGUGGCUGGAAGUGACAUGUUUGAAGGACUACAACAACAAUUUUUAGGAGCAAAUGAGACAAAUUCUACAGAAAAUAUGCAUAUUGUUCAACUUCAAGUUCUUAACAAAGCAAAAGAGAGACAACUAGACAACUUAAUUGAGAAGCUAAAUGAAAGUGAUCGCCAGAUUCGAUAUCUAAAUCACCAGCUCCUGAUACUUAAAGACGAAAAGGAUGGUUUAGCCCUCAGCCUUCGGGAAUCACAGAAACUCUUUCAGAAUGGAAAAGAAAGGGAGAUCCAGCUUGAAGCACAAAUAAAAACUCUGGAGACUCAAAUACAAGCCUUCCAAGCCAAUGAAGAAAAGCUGGUGAGGAAGUCCAGAACAACAGAACUGGCUUUGGAAAGCUUGAAGCAACAGCUGUUAGAGCUUCAUCACUCUGAGUCCCUUCAGCGAGCCAGAGAGCAGCAUGAGAGCAUUGUGACAGGCCUCACAAAGAAGUACGAGGAGCAGGUGUUGUCCUUGCAGAAGAAUUUGGACACUACAGUAGCUGCACUGAAGGAACAGGAAGACAUUUGUGCUCAUUUGAAAGAUCAUGUGAAACAACUCGAAAGGAAUCAAGAAACAGUCAAAUUAGAAAAGACUGAGAUUAUUAACAGGCUGACAAGAAGUCUGGAGGAGAGUCAGCAGCAAUGUGCCCACCUGCUGCAGUCAGGCUCCAUACAGGAAGUGGCUCAGCUCCGGCUCCAGCUGCAGCAAGCAAUCAAGGCACAUGUUCUAAGUGAGAACAUGAAUAAAGCUUUGCAGGAUGAAUUAACUGAUCUUAAAGAGGAGAUUUCUCUCUAUGAAUCUGCUGCAAAACUAGGAAUACUUCCAAGUGACUCAGAAGGAGAAUUAAAUGUAGAACUCACUGAAUCAUAUAUGGACUUGGGUAUUAAAAAAAUCAUCUGGAAAAAUUCCAAAAUUAAUAGCCCUGUACAGCAAGAUCCCCCAGAUGAAGAGCUUCCGAAAGACGAGGUAAUCCUCAAACUGAAGGCAGAAGUGCAGCGUUUGCUAAGCAGCAACUCAGUGAAGCGCCACCUGGUGUCUCAGCUGCAAAAUGAUCUCAAAAACUGUCAUAAGAAAAUCGAAGAUUUCCAACAGCUGCAGGAUGGUGAAAACAGCAUCAGGGUGAGGCCUGUGGAGCAAACUAAAACAGAUACUUCAGAAAAACCAGCUGAUGAAAUAUGGUGUGCCUCUUCUGAUGGAGCUGUCAGAGAUGAUAUUCUGCAACUUAAAAAUGAAAUUCAAGUUUUACAACAGCAAAAUAAGGAACUUAAAGAAGUUGAAGAAAGGCUGAGAAAUACAAAUCAAGAUUUAUGUAAUCAAAUGAGACAAAUGGUACAGGAUUUUGAUCAUGAUAAGCAAGAAGCUGUAGAUAGGUGUGAGAGGACUUACCACCAGCACCAUGAAGCCAUGAAAGCCCAAAUACGUGAGAGCCUGUUAGCAAAGCAUGCUCUGGAGAAGCAGCAGCUCUUUGAGCUUUAUGAGGGGACUCAAUCCCAGCUCAGGUCUGACCUGGACAAGUUGAAUAAAGAAAUGGCUGCUGUGCAGGAAUGUUACUUGGAAGUCUGCAGAGAGAAGGAUAAUCUAGAAUCAACCCUCAAGAAGACCAUUGAAAAGGAGCAGCAGGUGCAAGAGCAGAAGAGACAGCUCUUGGAGGCAAGAGAAGAAUAUGUAAGGAAACUAAAGUUGGAACUUGAAGAAAAGUAUCAAGAAACUCUUAAGAUGGAAAAAAACAAGUGGCUGAAAGAACGAGAAAGCAAUGUUAAACAGCAGGGUGGAAAUGAAGUGAUGAUCUCCAGUGCACACUUGGACAAGGAAAUGAAAGAGCUGGAAAAGGAGUGGCAGAUGAAGCUGGGUCAAACUACGAAGGCACUGACAAAGAAGACCUCAGACCGUGGCAGCCAGACAGACCAGGUGGCCGCCCUCGGUGUCCUUUCUAAGACAGAGCUGGCAGUCUUGGCAGAAGAACAGACACGGAAGGUCCAGCAAGAUUUAGAACAAGAGAAAGAAGCUGCUAUUAAGGCAGCUUUGAAGAAACUUGAAGUUGAGUUGGAGCUCAAAUAUUGUGAAAAUCUUACCAAACAGGUGGAAAGUGCUGUGCGAAAUGCCCGUCACCGAUGGCUACAAGAGCUGCCUGGUCUUGCAGAGUACAAAGCACUUCUGAGAGCUGAGCAGAGGAAAUGGGAGGACCAACUGGAGGCUUCUGUGGCCCAAAGACUGUCAUUUGCCCUGUCAGAAGCUAAAGAGAAAUGGAAAAGGGAGCUUGAACAUAUGAAGAAAAGUCUAACCCCUGGGACGGAACUGGAAGCCAAGGUUCACUCUCUUCAGAAGGAGCUGGAGCUAAAGAACGAGGAAGUCCCUGUGGUUGUCAGGGCUGAGCUGGCCAAAGCCCGAACUGAAUGGAACCGAGAAAAGCAAGAAGAAAUCCACAGAAUUCAAGAACAAAAUGAGGAAGAUUACCGGAAAUUUCUAGAUGAUCAUCGAAAUAAAAUUAAUGAGGUGCUUGCAGCUGCUAAAGAAGAGGCUGUGAAACGGAACACUGACCUGCUUCAUCUGAAGGAGGCAGAAUGGCAGGCAUGCCUAGACCAAAGCCGUAGAGAAUGGGCAAUUCAGGAAGCCAGGAAGAUGCGACAAGAAAUCUAUCAAUAUGAGGAAGACAUCCUGGCUGUGCUUGAGUUUCUGCUAAAGGACACCCAAAUGGAAUGCAUUCAUGGUGCAGAGGACAAGCAGCUCUUGGAACUCAUGUCAAUUUGCUCUUCAAAGUGGGUAUCUGUGCAGUAUUUUGAGAAACUAAAAGCCUGUAUACAGAAAGCAAUUCAGGAUAUGUUGUCCUUAAAUACAGAAAACACCAGCCCAGAAUGGGAAAAGAGAAAUAUCACCAAGAUCUCUACAGAUCCUGUUAGCUGGGACACUGGCCAAGGAGACCCUGGCAUUGGAGCACCCCUUCCUGUACCCAGUUGCAGACACCAUGCUCAGUCCUCGGCCUUGCAAGAAACAGAAGCUGAAGAUAAUACUAAAGUGGUUGAAGAAUUAAUAGAAGAAAACCAUGACAUGAAGAAUAAUUUGGAUGAAUUAAGAACAAUCUGUACACCACCACCAAGGUCAUUGUCAGAAGGGGCCAUUGAACAUGCUUUCCACCCCUGUAGUAGGCAAGCUCUGGAGGAACUUCGUGGACAAUACAUUAAAGCUGUAAAAAAAAUUAAGCGUGACAUGCUUCGUUAUAUUCAGGAAAGUAAGGAGAGAGCUGCUGAAAUAAUAAAGGCAGAAGUGUUGCGGGAACGUCAGGAAACUGCUCGAAGGAUGCGCAAAUAUUACAUGAUUUGCCUCCGGCAGAUUUUGCAGGAUAAUGGAAAAGAUGAAGGAGCUGAGAAGAAAAUUAUGAAUGCUGCUAGCAAACUUGCUACAAUGGCAGAGCUACUGGAAACGCCUACCUCUCAUCGAUUACAACAGAGCAAACCUGUACAGCCGGUAGCACUGGCCCAGACUUCAGAGAUGCAGAAUGGAGUUGAAAAAUCAAAAAGAAAUUGUAUGAAUCAGAAUAUACCACAUCACAAUGAAAGCAAACCAAAGAGUAUAAAAACUAACCCCAGAAGUAUGUGUGAACAAGUUCCUAAGAGGAGGGCUGCGUGUAAUUUACAAAGGCGGUUAGAGGAUUCAGAGCACAGAGGAAAAACGUAUAUGGCUUCCAAAGGGUCACAUUCAGACGUUCAGUUUGACAGUAGUUGCAAGCACCUAAACAUCUUACCAAAGAAUGCUGCACCCAAGUCUGUUCUGUGUGAACAUGAAGGAGGCUUUGAUUUGCGAGAGAAGAAAGGCCUACAAAGUGACUGUGGCUCGGAAUCUCUUCUGCACUCAGCCACAUAUCCCUGUCUUGGAACCUUUGAAAAUAAGUCCUUACCUACAUAUACCUCUGGCUUUUCCCAGCCUGGAUCUACACAUACUACCUUUCAAGGCCCUAAUGAAAAGUCUGAUAUAAAAGCAUUUAUAUGUGAUUCACUAGCAGUCAGUGAACCUGAGAAAAGUCAAGCUUUGGGUAUUCAGUAUACUCCAGUAAAGGAUGGAGGGGAACUUGGUAACUCCUUAGGCUGGUUUUCCAACAGUGCCAUUCUGCCCUGUAAUAGUCAUGGUGUGUCAUUUUUACAUGAUAGGUCACAAGGAACUCUGGAUAGAGUAGAUGGUUCUUUUAAGUUGAAGCAGUCUUUAGCAGCCAAUUGUCUUUCAGAUACAGAGAAAAGUAAUGCAACUUGUCAUCCAUUGAAAUGUCAGAGUGAUAGUGCUCCAGGUCUGCUGGAAGACACCAUGAAGUCCCAGGAAGGGAAGGUCUCUCUGACUCUGGACCACUGUUGUCAGCCUGAGACUGAUUCACUAAAGUCAGACUGCAAAGAGCUGGCGGGUGUGGAACGAUCUUCAUUCCAUCAGCAGCCGUCAAGAAAUUUCAUUGCUCCCUUGCCUGGCCAACGAGACAGUGGUUUUGACAGCCCAUUUGGUGAUCUAGACUAAUAAUGUGCCAUACCUGAGAAGAAUCAUUAAUAUCUAGACAAGAAAAACAAAGGGCAAGACUUCAUACUGAAAAAAAGCCUCAUGGACUCUGCCUAUUUUUUGAGGAUUUACAAACAUCCUUUAUAUUAGUAAAGUUUUCUCAUAAAAUUACUUGAGAUAAUUAUGUUGCCUUAAUUUUCUAAAUACGUGGAUGAUAUGAAGUGUGCUCUGCUUCUGUGUGGUGCUUAUAUUUGUUGUGAAACUUUCAACUUUUGUAGUUAU